Papilio xuthus (Asian swallowtail) is the source of this 1791-nucleotide messenger RNA. It is a transcript of the gene Oat, whose product is annotated as Ornithine aminotransferase precursor. The transcript is spliced from 10 exons. Gene Ontology annotation, molecular function: L-ornithine transaminase activity; pyridoxal phosphate binding; identical protein binding. Lineage: Eukaryota; Metazoa; Arthropoda; Insecta; Lepidoptera; Papilionidae. The record is from RefSeq and is a predicted model, not a curated record. Gene Ontology annotation, cellular component: cytoplasm. The coding region runs from base 112 to 1335 and encodes 407 amino acids.
AUCUUAAACAUAUUUACUUGCAUAAGUCUUAUCAGCGAAGGUUGCUAUAUAAGAUUCUGUAUGAUUUAAUUUCAUUGCAUUUCAUAUCUUUGUCUGAAUAAGGCGCAAGUCAUGGCUCAGAACAAGCUUUCGUCAGAGGAAAUCUUCGCUUUGGAAGACAAGUAUGGUUGUCGCAACUACGCGCCUUUGCAAGUUGCCUUGACUCGUGGUGAAGGUGCGUUCGUGUGGGAUGUAGAAGGCAGGCGGUACUAUGAUUUCUUGAGCGCUUAUUCCGCAGUCAAUCAGGGCCAUUGUCAUCCCAGGAUUAUAAAGGCGCUUAAUGAACAAGCAAAUAAACUUACUCUUGUCUCCAGAGCAUUCUACUCUGACCAGCUGGGUAAGUACGAGAAAUUCAUGACGCAGUUACUGGGGUACGACCGACUGUUGCCUAUGAACACUGGUGUGGAGGGCGGCGAGAGCGCUUGCAAGAUCGCGCGCAAGUGGGGCUAUGAGGUUAAGAAGAUACCGCAAAACCAAGCUAAGAUAAUAUUCGCGGAGGGCAAUUUUUGGGGCCGCACGCUGGCAGCGGUGUCCUCUUCGUCGGACCCGACGUGUUCCGAUGGCUUCGGCCCCUACAUGCCAUGCUUUGAACUAAUUCCGUACAAUGAUAUCCCCGCCUUAGAGAAAACGCUACAAGACCCUAACGUGGCCGCGUUCAUGGUGGAGCCGAUCCAAGGCGAGGCUGGCGUCGUGAUCCCGGACACUGGAUACCUGCAGAAGGUCAGGGCGCUCUGCACCAAGUACAACGUGCUGUGGAUCGCCGACGAGGUGCAAACAGGAUUAGGUCGCACUGGCAAGUUAUUAGCUGUCGAACACGAGGGUGUGAAGCCAGAUAUUCUGAUCCUGGGCAAAGCGCUCAGCGGUGGCGUUCUGCCGGUCUCCGCAGUUCUGGCCAACAAUAAUGUUAUGGAUGUAAUCAAACCAGGAACGCACGGGUCAACUUAUGGUGGUAAUCCCCUAGCGUGCGCUGUAGCUACGGAAGCUAUUAAGGUUUUAUUAGAGGAAAAAUUGAUAGAGAAUGCGGCGCGCCUUGAGGCGGUGUUCCGCGCUGAGCUGGAGAAGAUCCCCAAGUCGAAGGUGAACGUGGUGCGCGGUCGCGGACUCAUGUUCGCUAUUGUCAUUGAUGACAGUAUUCCAGCAUACGAGGUGUGCAAGCGACUGCGCGACGCGGGCUUGAUCACGAAGCCAACUCACGGGCAAACCAUCCGCCUCGCGCCGCCACUCGUUAUCACAGAGCAACAGAUCCGCGAGGGAGCAAGCAUCAUUCAGAAAGUACUCGAAGACUUCAAGAAGUAAAUUCAUUCCCAAUAGCAUAUGGUAAUUCCUCAGCCCGCGACCCCAAGCUUCCGGAAUUGUUGCGGUAAACAGAUAUGUGUUCUUCGUUGCUUAGUCUAUGGCCACUUAAUCUAUAAAGAAUCCGCGUGAAAUGAAUGUUGCCAGUAUUGAGUAUUUAAAUUCAAUUAAGUAUUUAAAAUCAAUCAAUGAAACAUGUCGAUAAGUUUGUACGUAUGAUAAAUAUUAGAUGUAAUUUAGUACCAAAGAGCAUACAUAAAUUCUUGCAUGAACAUAAAGGGCCCCCUAGUAUAAUAAAUUCCUUAUUUAAAAGUCCAGGGCCAUCGUAUAAUCGUUUUAGUUUCGGAACUUGAUAUUCCGGGUUGAACUUAUAAACACUAUAUUGCCUAGUCUGUUCUUAACAGUUAUUUUUUUAUCGAUAAAUUGAAAACAAAAGUUACAUGGUUUUUAUUGCAUUAA